UUCCAAUUUCAAUCAACAAACAAACGAUAGUGACAUACUGCUAUGACUUUUACAACGUGCAACGAUUUAUGUAGUAUUUGUGUAAUUAUAAUAGGGUAAAUUUGUUUUUCUGAAUGCACACGCGUUUUAAUAAAAGCAAACGCAUUAUGGUUCCAAAUCACUGGUGAUUCAAAAUGAAGAUGGCAAACACAUCACGGAAGGGACAAGUGUACAGUGUUGGCAAUUACCUUAUGACUGGUAAGGUAUUAGGUAAAGGACACUUCGCAAGAGUUGAGGAGGCAACGCAUAGGAUAAUCGGAAAAAAGGUGGCCAUCAAAAUAAUCGAUCUUACCUGCAUUAAAGAGGAAUACGCCCGCCGCAACCUGCACAGAGAACCAAGAGUUAUGGCCAAGUUGCGCCACCCGUGUAUCGCUGCCCUAUACGAAACUAUGAUGCACGGGCCGCGGCUGUAUGUCGUGAUGGAGGCGGCUGGCGGCGGCGACCUGUGCGCGCACGUGCUGGCGACGCGCGGCGCAGCGCGGGGCUUGCCCGAGGGACGCGCGCGUGCUCUUGCCGCGCAGCUUGUGUCCGCCGUGCGCCACAUGCACUGCCGCGGCGUCGUGCACCGUGAUUUAAAAAUGGAGAACAUUAUGCUCGACAGCACGAAACAAUUCAUCAAAAUUGUAGAUUUCGGUCUUUCAAACAUGUGGAACAUCAGCGGGGCUCUUUGCACCCCGUGCGGCUCACUGGAGUACGCGGCACCCGAACUGUUUGUCGACGGACGGCGCUACGGGCCCGAAGUCGACCUCUGGAGCAUCGGUGUGAUAGUGUACGGCAUGGUGACGGGCAGCCUGCCGUUUGCGGACGCAGAGUCCGCGGAAGGGCGGUCGCGGCCGCAGCUGCGCGCCGCCAUCGCGCGCGGCUUCUCCCGCAAGCAGCGAGUCGCGCUCGCCUGCGUCUCCAGUGAAUGCAAAACGUUCAUCCAGCACCUGCUGGAACCGAAUGUGGAGCUUAGACUAAAGAUCGAGGAGGCUGCGCGUCAUCGCUGGAUACGCAAACCCGGCAUGAGGAUGAAGACGCACCCCCUGGGCACCACCGAACCCAAAAUUAACAGAGAGAUAUAUAAUCAAGUGGCCGAGCUUUGCGGUCAGACGAAAGUGGACGUGAUAUCGCAGAUAAAGGCGGACCCGUUCGGUCCAGUAGCGGGCAUCUUUAAUAUAAAGACGCACCUCCACCUCAUGCACUCGGUGGCCGGCGCAGACAUGCUCUGGUCCACCAACACCGUGGAAGCCAGACCGCUCUCCCCUCCGGAGUACAGGGUCAGAAGUGAACUCGAAGCUUCGUCUAGCAGAAGAUUCUUCGGACACUCCCCACCUAGAGGCUCCAAGAGCCCCAUCAGAAGGAUGACCACGCUGCCGCCCAAGCCCCCGGACAUCAAAAUACAAGGACCCAAACCGAGCGCCGUGUUCACCAAGCCGAUCACCACCUGCAUCCCUAAGGAUAUUUUACGGCAAAGAAUAAUCGAUAGAAAGAUCGAAAAGGUGAAAGCUAUCGAGGUGGCAAAGAAGAAUCCGGUCGAGCAGAGUCCGAAAACGAAUCAGAUGGUGCCCGCGCAUUUUAUUUCGAAUAAAAUUAUAGUGUACGACAGCGGAGACUGCACGAUGAACUCGCGGCUGCCCAGCAUCACGGAGCACUCCAGCACGGACGUGUGCGAGCGGAGAGAGGGGCGCGAGGGGCGCGAGGGGCGAGCGGCGCGCGCGCACAAGCCGCACGAGGAGCGCGCGCGCCCGCCGCCCUGCCCCAACGCGCUCGACUGCCGCCGCGCGGACUUCUACCGCCGCGCGGGAGACGCCAUGCCCAGUUGGCGAGUGGGCGGGGCGCUGGCGACGCCGCCCGCGCGCCUCCUCAUCCAGACCACCGCGACCGGCAUCAAGCGCGCUUCACUUGGAAACAUAAUCAGUCCUCAUUCGUCAACUAACAGCCACUGCAAGAGCGAAAGAGCGAUGCCGGUGCCGUGGUUGUCCAGCAAGGCGGCGCUGGGCAAGGCGCUGGGCAAGGAGGCGCUCCCGCAACGUAUCCGGCGCACCGCCCCCAUCAAGUGAAGCAAGUCCGCGGGCACUUCCACACGCCCGAAUAUUUUCGACGGCCAUAUUUUUUAAGCAUUUUUUUGUUUGUAAAAAAAUUCCUUUAUCGAGACCACCUCAUGUAAGUAUAAGCGAAUUAUUAUUUUUUUAUCUUACUGUACCGGCUACUAAAUACAGGUGGUUUUUUUUGAACAAACUUCUUUUCUACUUAUUGCCUUAUCUAUAUACUUUUUUGUAUAAUGAAAUAAUAGAGCAAUUUUUACAAAU
Molecule: messenger RNA, 2330 nt
Organism: Papilio polytes (common Mormon)
Lineage: Eukaryota; Metazoa; Arthropoda; Insecta; Lepidoptera; Papilionidae
Product: MAP/microtubule affinity-regulating kinase 4-like
Exons: 11
Coding region: 174-2081 (635 amino acids)
Biological process (GO): intracellular signal transduction; protein phosphorylation
Cellular component (GO): cytoplasm
Molecular function (GO): ATP binding; protein serine/threonine kinase activity
Source: RefSeq, a predicted model, not a curated record